AGAUGGAUGGCACUCAGCCCCUCCUACUUUCAACCCUCUUCUUUAUUUUCCUGCGAAGGAAUCCAUCUGUACAGAUCGGGCGGGAGGGAGGUGGAGGAGGGUGCGCGUGUGUGCGCGCGUGUGUGUGCGCGCGCGUGUUGGCCGAGCGGUUCCCUCUCCGCGUUCUUUGCCAAUAACCGUCGCUGGGUCUCCAGGCGGUAGCGAAGUCUUGGUGGCUCCGGGAGCCGGCUUCUGACCGGGCUGACAGCCGGCCCCCUCGGCACGCGACCUCCUCCCGGCCCGCGCCCCGGCCGGCCCGGCGCGCUCUCCUCCUCUCCCGCGCUCGCCCUCUCGCCCUCUGGCGGGACGCGCGCUCCCGUUAGCUCAGGACCUGGUGUCUGAGUCGCUGGCGCGAGCAGUGAAACCCCGAGACCCGGCGCCUGAGGCCUGGCCGGGGUCCCCGCGCCCCGCUCGGUGCGCUGUGAUUGGCGGAGGAGCUCGUACUCUCUGGGACCCCGCCGGUGCCAAGAGGGCGCCUUCAGUCCGCCCGCUAGCGGAGCGGCGCGCACAGCGUCCCGAGGCGCCCGCGGCCCCCGACCACUGAGCACGCGUCCUUUCGGAUGCAAACGCCUGGGUUCCUGGCGCCUGACGCCACCAAGAGGGCAGCGGGGCCCCAGGUACCUAUUGCACCAUUCUUUGGCAAAAGCUGUUCAGCAGUGGUGAUCUCUUCCAAUCCAACACUCUACAAAUUAUUAUCUCUGGACUCCCAGCUGACAUCCUGCCGGAGGCAAGAUCUACUAAGCCAACUGGAACUGUGCCUUUUCUCUUGUCAAGUUUUUUUUCUUACACAGGAAAAAGAAAGAAGAAGAAAAAAAGAGAUGAAGUUGGGCAAAGUGGAGUUCUGCCAUUUUCUGCAGCUCAUAGCUCUCUUCCUGUGCUUUUCUGGGAUGAGUCAAGCGGAGCUCUCAAGGUCUAGAUCGAAGCCCUAUUUCCAGUCAGGAAGGUCCAGGACCAAGCGCAGCUGGGUGUGGAAUCAGUUCUUUGUGCUGGAAGAAUACAUGGGUUCAGAUCCACUCUAUGUAGGAAAGCUUCACUCUGAUGUUGAUAAGGGAGAUGGUUCCAUCAAAUACAUCCUGUCUGGCGAGGGGGCAAGUUCCAUUUUCAUUAUUGAUGAGAACACGGGCGAUAUUCAUGCUACCAAAAGGCUGGAUCGGGAGGAACAGGCCUACUACACGCUCCGAGCUCAAGCACUGGACAGACUCACCAACAAACCCGUGGAGCCUGAAUCGGAAUUUGUCAUCAAAAUUCAAGAUAUCAAUGAUAAUGAACCCAAAUUUUUGGACGGACCAUACACAGCAGGAGUUCCUGAAAUGUCUCCAGUGGGGACUUCAGUGGUUCAGGUGACAGCAACUGAUGCUGAUGAUCCUACCUAUGGUAACAGUGCUCGAGUGGUCUACAGCAUUCUGCAAGGACAGCCUUAUUUCUCGGUGGAACCAAAAACAGGAAUCAUCAAGACUGCCCUUCCAAACAUGGAUAGAGAAGCUAAGGACCAGUAUUUGCUUGUCAUUCAGGCAAAGGAUAUGGUUGGUCAAAAUGGUGGACUGUCAGGAACUACAUCAGUCACCGUGACCCUAACUGAUGUCAAUGAUAACCCACCUCGCUUUCCUAGAAGAUCUUACCAAUAUAAUGUCCCAGAAUCAUUACCUGUAGCCUCAGUUGUGGCCAGAAUUAAAGCUGCCGAUGCAGAUAUAGGAGCAAAUGCUGAAAUGGAAUAUAAAAUUGUGGAUGGUGAUGGACUGGGAAUUUUCAAGAUAUCUGUUGACAAAGAUACACAGGAAGGAAUAAUUACUAUACAGAAGGAGCUGGAUUUUGAAUCCAAAACUAGUUAUACCCUAAGGAUAGAAGCUGCAAAUAAAGAUGCAGAUCCUCGCUUUCUGAGCUUGGGGCCAUUCAGUGACACAACCACGGUGAAGGUCAUUGUAGAAGACGUGGAUGAGCCACCAGUGUUUUCUUCACCUUUGUAUCCCAUGGAGGUGUCAGAAGCGACCCAAGUUGGGAACAUCAUUGGCACAGUAGCAGCUCAUGACCCAGACUCUGCCAAUAGCCCUGUGAGGAAUCGAACUCAUGACCACACACUUUCCAGGUAUUCAAUUGACAGAAACACAGACUUGGAGAGAUACUUCAAUAUUGAUGCCAACAGUGGAGUUAUUACAACUGCAAAAUCUUUGGAUCGAGAGACAAAUGCCAUUCAUAAUAUCACGGUCCUUGCAAUGGAGAGCCAGAAUCCAUCUCAGGUAGGAAGAGGUUAUGUGGCCAUCACAAUCCUUGACAUCAAUGAUAAUGCCCCAGAGUUCGCCAUGGACUAUGAGACCAUGGUCUGUGAAAAUGCACAACCUGGACAGGUUAUCCAGAAAAUCAGUGCUGUUGAUAAAGAUGAGCCCUCCAAUGGACACCAGUUCUACUUCAGUUUAACGGUGGAUCCAACGAAUAAUCACAACUUUUCCUUGAAAGAUAACAAAGACAAUACAGCCUCAAUUCUAACGCGGAGAAGUGGCUUCCGGAGACAGGAGCAAUCUGUGUACUAUCUGCCGAUCUUCAUUGUGGACAGUGGGUCCCCCUCUCUCAGCAGCACCAACACCCUCACCAUCCGUGUGUGUGACUGCGACGUGGAUGGCAUAGCCCAGACUUGCAAUGCAGAGGCCUACGUCUUACCCGCCGGCCUCAGUACAGGAGCCCUGAUAGCGAUACUUGCCUGUGUCUUGACGUUGUUGGUGCUGAUCCUCCUUAUCAUCACCAUGAGAAGACGGAAAAAAGAGCCCCUCAUUUUUGAUGAAGAAAGAGAUAUCAGAGAAAAUAUAGUCAGAUACGAUGACGAAGGUGGAGGAGAGGAAGAUACAGAAGCAUUUGACAUGGCUGCACUGAGAAACCUCAACGUCAUCAGGGAUACAAAGGCCCGGAGGGAUGUGACUCCAGAGAUUCAGUUCCUGAGUCGACCGACUUUUAAAAGCAUCCCAGAUAAUGUCAUUUUUCGGGAAUUUAUUUGGGAAAGACUGAAAGAAGCUGACAUUGACCCGGGCGCCCCGCCAUAUGACUCUUUGCAGACCUAUGCCUUUGAAGGAAAUGGCUCAGUAGCAGAAUCACUCAGCUCUUUAGAUUCCAUCAGCUCAAACUCUGACCAGAAUUAUGACUACCUAAGUGACUGGGGACCUCGCUUUAAAAGACUUGCAGACAUGUAUGGAACUGGCCAAGAGAGUUUGUACUCAUAGCCCAAGAACCUUAAUUUAAAAUGUACUGAAGAAAAAAGUAACAUAAAACAACAACAACAACAACAAAAACUACACACAGAAAGCAAGAACUCCAUGAGUUGGGGGAAAAUGGUUGUAAAUAUGUCUCCAUUUUUAACUGUUUAGGUUUCUGCCUUGGUGAAGCGUAUCUUCAUUAGAUUUAUCCAAGGGACUGCACUGACCACAGACUCUGAGCAUUUGAAGAUUUUUUAAUAUAAAAGAAAUGCUCAGUAGUUUGUGAAUAGAUAGCAACUCUAAUAUACCUGCAAAGGCACCUGAUUUCCGUGAGUCAAUAGUGCACUGUGUUAUCAGUGAGCUAAUGAGGUCCUGGACAAACCUUCAUGGUACUGUCAGUAAGAGGAUAGAACUCUCAGUUAGAGGAAUGUGCCAUCAGAAAGUUCUGAAACUUCUUGCAUUUUAAAGGUUGGCACAAAUUCAAUUUAUGGCAAUGCUUUUAGCUUACUAAUAUGAUAGAAUUCAGCAGAAUUUUAUUGCUAUGGUUAGAAAAAUAUUUUAUUUAGCAAUAUAUAAAUUCUCAGAAUAGCUUUGCUAAUUGAAAACCCUUUAAUAACAGCCAGUAAAAUUUGAUGUGAAGCAAACGCAAAAAGUCAUUGCUUUUACCAAUAAAUAAUGAAAUGUUCCAAAUAAGAAAAAGGUAAAUGAUUCUUCAAGUUUGUAAUAGCUUUGAGAUGCUUGUGUAGGUAUGAUUUUAAAAAGAAGUUGCUGUCUAUUCAUUACUUUUUAUUAUCUCUUCUGAUUUGUACAGGAGAAUAUGUUCUCUUUUUUGUUUGACACAUGGUGUUACAUUUGUUUUGGAGCUCCAGUCUCCACUAAAUUCAGGUCCAUCUUACCGCCUCAUAGUGUACAUUUCCUCUGAACCUGCUGGGUUUUCUCCAGCCCGAGCUACAGGAAGGAGAUGAAGCAUGGAAUGGAGAGAGAAAAGGACGGCGACUGAGCCUUGUCCCAGUUCACAUCUAAAGAAGAGCACAGCUACAAGGACAUAUAGAGAUUGUUCUUCUGGGCCAUUAGAAUGCAUCAAUCAUUUGAAUACAAUAUCUGUGUUUUUAUAAAGACUUCAGAGACAAUUGGAAUUUUCUCUGAUGCAAGAUUUAUUUUCCAAGGUCAUGAGUUCUAUGGGUUCCAAAAAAUGUUUAAAAAUUAGCCUCCCAGCCUCUUUUGCUAUAAAUGUAUUAAAUACUGAAUUUUUAAAAAAUUCAGCAUAAAUUUCAAACCCAUCUUUAAAUUCUAAUGCAAAUGUUUCCCUGAAGAACAAACCGAAUGUUGCAUAAUUUCUCUUGUGGUUUAGAUGUGCCAAAGUGAAAAGAGUAAUUACGAGUCAUCACUUGUGCUUAAAUUGUAUCUCAGUGUUAGACAUUUUUUCUAACCAAAAUAAUAUUUCUACUUAUUUUUUUGGAUUAAUACUUGUUUGAUGUGCUCAUAGUCAAGUAAGAGUGGAUUUCCUCCCUUACAUCCUGCUCUUUAAAAAGAUAAUUCAUUUCCUGGCUCCUAACAAAUCUAGAUAGUGAACACUGUGUAGGAAAUUGUGUUCUGUAAGUACUUCUUUCUUAAGGAGGACUGGAACCAGAAUAUUAAUAUGGUGAUUACAUAAGGAGAAGCUAUGUAGGAUUAGGUGAACUUGCCAUUCAUCUUUAGAAACACAGUGUGUGAAAGUGGCCUUCAGCUUCAUAAAAAUAAAUAAUUCAAUGAAUUUGACUAUCUGCAAAUAGUACCUUGAUUUGAAUAAUUUUUAGAUGUUUCAUGACCAGUUAGAAAUGCUUCUUGCUAUAUAAGUAUGCAUAUACAUAAAAAAUUUUAUGAAAGUGUAAAAGAUACUGUUUAUAUCUUUUAGGAUUACAUGUGCAAGUUUUCCAUAUAAAAAAUAGUACACUUGCCCUGUUAAAUAAAACCAGACUGUUGUCAGGACUUACAUAGAUGCUAAAUCUGCAAGACACUGAAGAAACAGUUUCAUAAUAAUUUCCUGGUCUGAAAGAGGAUAAAAUAGCUUAGUACAUUUGGAUUAUGGUUUCAAAACUGUGAUUUUUGCACAUAUCACUGAAUAAAGGUUUAGAAAUACUGUAGAAAAGGCUCCUCACAUCGUAUAUAAUGUUCUCUGUUCUGUUAAUAUGUGUGUGUAUUCUCCUUUUAAAAUUUUCUUUCAUAUUUUCCAGUAAUACACUGGUAAAAAGAAAAGUUCUAGUUUGAAUUUUUGGAAUACUUCGAUUGAUAUUUGUAUGUAAAGUAUUGCAAAAUUGUGUUGAACUUUGUUCAAUAGUAUUUUUAAAAAUUGUGUGAGAUAGCUGAAAGUCCCUACUACAAUAAUGUUUAUGCAAAAUACUUUAGGAUUAAUUGCAAUAGUAUCAAAUUUUUAACUUUUAUUUUAGUUUUGCUUUUUUUCUUAGAAUUUAAUAUUAAAUAUCUGAUGCAAUGCUUCAGAGAUAGGGUUUUUUUUUAAAAGAGACUGAAUUAGUUGAUUGAUAAAAUCAAUCAUAAAAUUAAUUGUGAUUCUCCAAAUAAUCAUUUAAAUAAAUAUCUGCCAAUUAGAUAAUUGAAUUCCACAUUUUCCAAGAAACAGUCAGUAGCAGCUCUCAAAAUUCAUUGUGUACAACUUAUCUGUGUCUCCUUAAGGUAGUUCUAUUUGGGUGGGUUGAUGUCAGGUAUGUUGGGAAUAUUUGAACCUACAUGUUAGCUACCACUGUGCAUUUUUUUCUGGAUAACCACAUUUUUAUGCUUAUUAAAACUUCAGUUUUUAUUUUAUAAAAAGUAACCCCAUGGUCAUAGAUACAGUAUGAAUGAAUAGGAUAUAAAAUGGUGACUUGAGAGGAAUUUGUGUUAUAUCUUAUUAUAAAUAUGAAUACACAAGGAAAUAAUUUACUCAUAGAAAAUCUCUGGAACUACUUGUAAAAAAAGAUGACGAUAUUUUAGGGAGAUAUAGCUUAACAAUUUCAAGUUCAAACAUCAGUUUAGGACAUCAAUAAAUUUAAAUAUUUUACAUUUCAUCUAUACAGAGAUACCAAGACAGACUCAUAGACCACAAAAUAAUGUGCUCUUUGAACAAUUUAGUUUCAUAAAACUUAAUUGCAUUGUAUUUCUCAUUGUUCAAUUGUUGUUAUUGCAUAAUUUUAAACCAGCAUAAAGUAUGGAAACCAAAUUUUACCAAGAAAGUGUACUGCCACAUAUCAAGUCACAAUUGUCAUCUUGAUUCACAGAUCAGUUUUUCUUAUAAAGCAAUACUUCAAGUUCAGCUGCAGACCCAAACAGGAAAGAGACAUUAAGGAAACACUAGACAAUUGGAGGCAAUGUUCAUAUUUUCUGCAAGCAGUCACUAUAUGUAUAUGGUAAAGUGCUUUUCUUUGCCAUGAAAAUCCACUAAAGCUGUCUGCAGUCAGAGUUUGAUAGCAUGAUGUGUGUGGAAAGUAAAAGUGUUUAAGUGAUGAUAGCUGCUUUUUUACUCAGCUUCUGAGAAGGUUCUAAAUUAUUUUAACUUCAUGCACAAUUACAUUUACUAUAUUGGAUGAUGAGCAGACAUAGGCAAUUAUUCUCAUGAAAAUGGAAUGGUUGUACAAGAUAUGAGUAAUAUUUUUGAUAUGACCCACAUACUCAAAAAAUGCAAAUGCUAAUAGUGUCAGCAUUUACAUUCAAAUAUAAAAUCUAACAGAACUUAAACUAUUAAGUAUAUUGCAGGAGGUACGACAAUUUAGUUUCAAUAUUUUAAAGUGCUUAAGCACCAGCUAUAAAUAUUAAUGGUUACAUUUUCAAUUCUCACUUGACAUCCAUUGACUUACAAACUAUUCUAAUUACCAUAAUUGUUUUUUUUUUUUUAAAUAAGCAUUUAAGGGUUUACUUAGAGUUAAUCUAAUUAUAGUUGAUUAAAGCUUCAACUUACUUUGUUAACCAAUUUUGGAAAGCGAUGGCUCCAGGCAGGGGAAAUACAUUUGGUAAUAGUCAAGCCAAAUUUCUGUUAGUCUGUGUUUUUUUAUUUCUUAUCUUCAUAUGUGCUUAGUUACUUUCAAUCACUGAUAAUAUAUAUUAUGUGAUAUAUGAUAGUGUAUGAAAGUUUGUCAUGUAAAGCUAGUAUAAUUAUAUUAGCCAUAUAGAUACAAAAAACAGUAAGAAAGGGACUAAUAACACUUGCAGUUUGAAUAUAAUUCAAUUUUUUUUUUUCCAAAAUGGGAUCAUCUCUGGACCAAAUGGAAGGAUUCUAGGGCUGCAAUUGGGAAAACACUGCAAUGUAUAAUUCCAUAGAUACUUUUUCAAGCAAGAGAAAAUUGCAAGCAUAUGUAAUCUUCUGACAUUUUUUUCAUUGUAGCAAUAACUGCUACUGGCUCAUAUUUGAUAGAAAAGGCAAUGUGCUUCUGUGUGUGCGUGUGUGUGUGUGUGUGAGUGUGUAUGUGUGUGUGCACACAUAUGAGAAUUUGGGACACAUUGCAAAGUAUGUCUUAAUGUUAAUAAAAUGAGUCUAAUAUCAACUAACACCAAUAUAUAAUUAUCAUUUUCCUAGAAAAUCUUGGUCCUGACUAGAGGGAGAAAUAUUUUAUUUUUUUAGCAAUCCAAUAUAUAUUACGAAAAGGAUUUUGACGGCUAACCGAAGAUGAUUUGCUGACUUGUAUAAUUCCCAUAUUUUAUUUUUAUUAUGUGAAUGUGGAUUCAUUAUUAACACAGACAAUUGUUUGUGAAUUACUAUAGAAUGUCACCUUCUCACUAUCAAUGCUAUGUGCUAAAAAUUUCCCUGGUCUGUGGUUACAAAAUCUAUGUCCAAGGCUCAUUACAAACUUGUUUUUACUGAGCCUUAUAUGUCAUUCUGAUUUGCUAAACUUUUAUCUAUUUAUGGUUAGAAUUGAGUAGGACUAUUUGGUCUAUUUCUGAGGCUUGUAAAAUGAUUUAGUGAAAGUACUGUACUCUGUAAUCUGUAAAACACUGAAAAUGUAAGGAAAUAUGAAACAUGUUAAAAGGUUGAUUAUAUUUAUUAUUAUAUUUAUUAUAUGGUAAACACUGAUAAUUUAUUUUGGAAGAAAUAUACCCUGACACAGCAUAUGUGCAAUUUAGAAUUUUAAUUUAGAAAAACAGUAUUAAAAGCAGGAGACAAUUGGCAUAAUUAUUUGAAACCAGGCUUUAAAAACUUUACAUCUUUAAAGUUUGUAGUCUAACGCAAGAUAAUUCAACUAUUUAAAAUAAUUAAUAGAUCAAUAAUGACAAAGGAUUACAAAUAACAAUUCUCUCCUACUCAUAAUGAUAACUGAGUAGAAGAUAAUUUUAGAUGAUCCCAGACUCACUGCAGAAAUACAAAUAUACUCGAAUAAGAGCAUUACUAAAAGAGAAUUAUAAGUAGAACAGGAGGCUUUGCAGAGCUAGAGAAUAGAAGAAAAAUAAGUGAGGAUAUAAUAAAAUUCAAUAACAUCAAUUAUGGUGGCCUAUAUAAUUAAUACAUUUGAAAGAAUUAAAAUACAUUCAACAUAAAAACAUCCUGAAUGCAAUAUACUAUUGCUUUGAUUGCAAUAACUUACAGUGAUAUAUACUAGCCUUUUAUGAAUUAAACAAUACCAGAAAACUUAAAAUUAGUGUCCAGUGUUUGUCUACUAUUUGUUAGUGAUUCGCUAUUCAUCAUAUGAUUGUCAAUAAAACCUGUUCUCAAAUAUUAGUUAUCUGGUUGCUUGAUGUUUAAACAAAAGUUAUUUACAAAUACAUUGAUAUCUGUAUGAAGAGAAAGUUGAGAAGUCCAGUAUAUGCACAUUCAAGUCCAUUGAUUCUUACACUAUAAUUUCAUUAGUUAAUGUAAUUAUGCUAAAAGUUUGUAUUUUUAUAAACAGGCAAAAUUAUAUGAUACACUACUGCUUCACACUGUAUUUUUGUGAAUAUAAAUAAUACGGUUUUGUAUAUCAAGACCAGGAUUUUGUUAUGCAUUAUACAUGAUCAGUAUAAAAAGUCACUUUUUAAAAAAUACAUUUGAUAAGUACAUGGCAAUUACAUAUGUGUAAAAUAUUCACAAACAUACAUACAGAUAACCUCUAUCUUUGUAUACACAUUUAUGUGUAUGCAUAGGUAAAUACCUACACACACAAUUUGAGGUUAAAUGUUGCUUUAAAUAAAUUCCUUUUUAUGCUCUGUUUAUAGUUUCAAACAAAAUUAUGGGUAUCAGACCCAGCUUCUACCAUUAAAUUGAGUUACUAUGCUGCAAAAAAUAAAGAAUGUUUGUGGUAGAGCAUUUCUUUGUUAUAGAUAUCAGAGUUGCUCAAAAUGUGGAGAAUUUAAAAUUUCAUAUAUUUAAAAUACACAAUACAAAUUUCAUUAAAAGUAUUAAUGCAUAUUGAGGUUCCGUUAUAAUUACAUUAGAAAAAAACUGAAAUGUUUUUGAUUACUUUAGUGAUUGAAUAAAGUUAUAAAAAUAUUGAAAACUAAUUGUAUUGAUCACUAGAUCGAUUUUGAAAAUUGAGUUCUAAUUAACUACAAAAAUAAAAUAUGAUGCUUAAAACAGAUUAAAUAUAGGCAAAACGCUGAAGAAUUUCUUUCUGAAAUUAUACACUACCUGUCAUAAUCAAGUAUUUCAGAUUUUUAAAGAAGAUAUAGGAAGUAAAGUUUCAAAGCUAUCGGAUUAUGGAAGUGUACAUAAAGUAUGCAAUUAACAAAUCAAAUUUAGGCAAACACAGUUAUAAUUUGAUAUCUCUUUAUUGUCAUGUUCUAUUGUUGCGUGUUAUAUUGUUUUUUUAAAUAAAAAUCUGACACAUGUUAAUAUAUUAUAGAAAAAAUAAUUUUCCCAAAUUCUGAUGAGCAAAAAUAUGAGAAAGAAAAUGAGAACUUCUAUUUGUCACAUUUUCAGUUGUGAUAGUGAUGUCUAAUUGGCUUCUAACUUAUACCUCUUGAUAACUUGGCACAUGAAAUGAAAUGAGUAUCGUUGUAAUGCAAGUUUGCUGUGUUAUUCUGAGUAACUGAUAUUUAUAUAAAAUUACCAUAAUAAAAUUUGCCUUGUAUUUUCAUUUAAGUUCCAGUAAGUCCUAAUA
Molecule: messenger RNA, 10255 nt
Organism: Cavia porcellus (domestic guinea pig)
Lineage: Eukaryota; Metazoa; Chordata; Mammalia; Rodentia; Caviidae
Gene: Cdh7
Product: cadherin 7
Exons: 13
Coding region: 600-3245 (881 amino acids)
Biological process (GO): multicellular organism development; adherens junction organization; cell morphogenesis
Cellular component (GO): catenin complex; adherens junction; plasma membrane
Molecular function (GO): calcium ion binding; cadherin binding
Source: RefSeq, a predicted model, not a curated record